Messenger RNA from Caenorhabditis remanei, 405 nucleotides. RefSeq lists its product as uncharacterized. NCBI's taxonomy places the organism in Eukaryota, Metazoa, Nematoda, Chromadorea, Rhabditida, Rhabditidae. The transcript has 3 exons. The record is from RefSeq and is a predicted model, not a curated record. Bases 1 to 405 code for a protein of 134 amino acids.
AUGGUUGACAUGGUUACAAGAAUGCCAGCUCGCCUUAUCAGAUACCGCGGAUUCAACGGAUUUCCAGGAGAGAAAGAAGAAGACGGACCAACUACAGAUGGACAAAACAAAGAAGUCGGUCUUACAGGUCAGCCAAAUCUCCGUGAAGGAGGGGAAUCAUCUGGACUCCCAGGAGAUCCAGGAUUCAAGGGAAAAGCAGAAUAUCCAGGACAAAAUGGACUUGCAGACGGUGAUAGACUCCUAAGAAUAUCCAAGACGGCGAGGACAAGAAGAUCUUUCAGAAUUUGCCAAGAGAAAGAACAAUCUGAACUACCAGUAUUUCUAGGACAACCAGGACAAUCAGUUCCAGAACCAGUCGGAUCACCAGUAACACCUGAUCUUCACGAAAAGGACGGAUUCGAGUGA